Molecule: messenger RNA, 3099 nt
Organism: Archocentrus centrarchus (flier cichlid)
Lineage: Eukaryota; Metazoa; Chordata; Actinopteri; Cichliformes; Cichlidae
Product: tigger transposable element-derived protein 6-like
Exons: 2
Coding region: 276-1577 (433 amino acids)
Cellular component (GO): nucleus
Molecular function (GO): DNA binding
Source: RefSeq, a predicted model, not a curated record
UUCAUGAAGUAGCAACUUAAUGCUAAGCGGAGAAGUUACCAGCGAUAGUAAAAUGUUGCAGCAUAAUUUCGAUUCUCUGUAACUAAUAGACAUAUCAGUGGCCACUGUAGAAUAAACACUACCCAGUAUUGACUCAAAAUAGCGUAACAGUUUUUAUAACAUUGCCAUUUACAAAUAGUAAGGUUAGGGUAAGCGGCGGCGCACAGCCGACACAGGAGGAGAUGUCUGCUGUUAUACAUUAAAAAUAGUACCAGGACCUUCCAAGACGAAAAAAAAUGCCAUCGAGAAAUCAUCUUGACAAAAUUGGGAGGAAGAAAAAGAAGAAAUGGACAGAGGAUGCCAUGGAGCGUGCACUGAUAGAGGUCAAGUCAGGAAGGUGCACAGUGAGACAGGCCGCCAAGGAGUUUGGAGUCCCUAAAUCUUCACUGGGGGACAGAGUCAGUGGACGGGUGACCCCAGGGAGUCGCAGCGGGCCUGCUCAGCUUAUAACAUCUGCCGAUGAGGAACUGUUAGUUGAGUUCUCCUUAUACAUGUCCAGGCAUGGAUUCCCACUUACAAAGCAGCAGCUGGUGUCCUUUGCAUCAUCGAUUUAUAAGCGGCAGCACCGGAGGGUGGCCUUUUCCAAACUGGGCCAGACAUGGUGGCUCAAUUUUAGAAAACGACAAGAGAAAAACAUCACCAUUCAGCCAGCAGACAAUGUUGUCCGUGGGAGGACGGUGUCAGUACGAAAGGAAGCAGUAGAUCAGUUUUUUCACCUACUGAGGACUGUUGUAGAUGCUCACAAGCUCAGAGACAAGCCUCACCAAAUUUUCAACUGCAAUGAGACAGGCUUUCAGCUAGGCAGGAAGAGGGUGACUCUCCCCAAAUCUGCCAGUCUAGGCUACAAGCCAGCUCCAGGCUCCAGGGACCAUGUCUCUGUCCUGGCUUGCUUUAACGCAGCUGGAGAAGACAUCCCCCCAUUUAUAAUCUACUCAAAGGCCUAUCCAGGGGGAGUAUGUUACAAGACCCAAGGACCGCCAAAUGCCCUAUACGGGUGGUCAGACUCGGGGUGUGUCAAUUCAGACCUCUUUAAGAAAUGGUUCCUCAAACAUUUUCUCGUGCGUGCGCCAAAGGAACGUCCACUCCUGUUGAUUUUCGACGGCCACAGGUCACCUGUGAACCUGGAGGUGGUGGAAUCAGCUCGUAAGGAGGACGUCAUUCUUCUGUGUCUCCCGCCUCAUUGCUCACACAUCCUCCAGCCGCUCGAUGCUGGCCUCUUUGUGGUCCUGAAGCAGCAUUUUGCUUCGCUCCUAGGUGAUGACCACACCACUGACACCCACUUUGCAGUUAGCAAAAAGGAGUUCUCAGGUGUUUUUAAAGGAACAUAUCAGGUAGCAAAGGAGGAGGAAGGUGUGAGGAUUGUGAAGGAAGGCUUUAGGAAAUGUGGGAUCUACCCACUGAACCACUUCACCAUCAGUGACGGUCAUUUAAUAUCAGCACACAGCAUUGGCCCAGUAGCUGCACCCUCACUGUCAUUAUCGUCAUCACAAGGGGUGCACACUGUAGGAGACCUCACAGCUGCUGGACCCUCCUCCUAACGCAACACUAUCACACUGAUAUUAUAUUGGAGGAAACUGAUUGCAUAAUUCAGCAAAGCAUAAAUAAGCACAGGCUAGUUCUGUCAUUUGAAGUCCUGAAUCAGUCAUUUUAAAUUUGUACACCACCUCCUGCUGCCUCCCUGCAGAGAGCGCCGUUUGAGGAAGGCGUGCGUUAUUAAUUUCUUCUCAACACUGAGCUCAGAUUUCGUUAUGAUAAUGUUUGAGUGCUGCACAACUUUGGUUUUCAGUUGGUUGGAGUCCCAAGAUGAAUGUGAAGGUUUUCAGAGGGAUUACAGAAGAAUAAGGAAAAAUCGAGGAAAUAUUUCUGCUUAAAAAAUGUUAUUUUCUUCACAAAUGUUUUCAUGUUCUUGUGAAUUAUUGAAUAGAAAGUUAAUUUAAAUGAAGCGACCCGUGAAUGAAAAACCCCUGAAAAGUGCUCACGAGUUGCUUGAAUUUAAGGGACUGCAAGCAAAAGAACAUUGGUAGAUGUUGCUGUGAAUCAAAUUUAUCGUCAGUCCCAUCUUCAUGGGGGGUUUUUUUUGUGUUUUUUUUUUUUUUUCUGCUGUUGCUGGCCAGUCAACUACCUAACCAUCAUCGGUGAUGGGCAUGAUUUCAGUUUUAGUGGUCUCUGACAGUAAGUGAGGGAGGCAAAUCUGCAAGGUGUGAGCUGCCCCAGUAGUUCUGCACUGAUAACACGGGUGCUUCACUCUCUAUUUUUAUGUAUGCAACUAAUAUGACAAAUUCACCUGAUUAUCUCAAACACACUGGGAAAGAUAAGGGAUGGAUUUAAAACAUUGUGGACAUCUCGUAACUACAGAAACGGAUGCAUUAGGAAAAAUAAGAUUUGGCAAGCUUUGUGUGCUAAGCACUUCCUCCUUUAUGGUGUUCAAGAUGUCCAUUAAACCCACUGUUGGCUCUUGAAAACCAGAUAGGCUUGGAGUGGAAGGUGAAGCCAUUUUAUCAAGGAUACAGAUGAUGCAGCUAUAGGAUGAGACACACCCACCACUGUUGUAAUGGUUCACUCUUGAGGUCAAAGAAAACAUGUCAGUUUUUGGUUCCACCUGGGAAAUAACACUUUAAAAUUGAAUGUGCAAAUCUGUUAUUCCUUUACUUAGACUCACCGGCCUUUUUGUUAGGUACACCUCUUCAGCUGCUUGUUAAUGCAAACAUCGAGGCAGCCAAUCACAUGGCAGCAAGUCAGUAUAUUUAGGUAUAUAGACAUAGUCAAGCCGCAUUAUUAAUGUGCAGCUGACAAAUCUGCAGGAACUGUGUGGUACUAUAACGUCCAUAUAGUACCUUAGUGAAUCUAUGGUGUGAAUGAUUAAGGCAGUUCUGAGGGUAAAAGGGGGUCCAACCCAGUGCAAGCAAGAUGUACAUAAUAAAGUAGCCAGUGAGUGUAAGUAUUCUGAAUGUUUUUGAUCACAGAAACUGAUAGAAAAGAAAAAUGUAAUCUAAAUAUUCUUAAGGAAAGAUUUAUUAAUUUGCUUCUUUCUGUUCACAUGGACGAAUGAACCCUACAUGA